AUGAAUGUCGAGAUUAAGCCAACGAAUGAGCGAGAAUGUACGAAUGUUGUGCCUUUGGCACUUUGUUUUGCAUUGCUGGUUACUGCGAUUGGUGUAGCGUUGAUUUAUGGCAGUAAUGAUGACAGCCUCAAAUCUAUUCAAAACUCAUCGUUAAUUACAACAGAUUUUCCCACAAUUUAUUCAUCAACUACUCCAAAAUCAGUUCCUGUUCAACCAACAGAAGCUAGUCAUGAACCUUCCUUUACAUCCACAACGAUUGCUCCUGUGGCUACAUCUACUGUAUUGCCUCAUUCAAAAUCAACUACUCAACUGUCUGAGAUACUCACAACGACUAUUCAGAGCCCAAAGAAUCAAGAAACUGAUGACAAAGGAUUAGUUUCUCCUGACAGCUCAAAUCUGCCAAUAACAGAAGCUUCAACUGACAAAACAGCAGUCACAAAGAUCGCUCAAUCUACAACUUUAGCUUCUGUUGAGCAUCAAAAUCCAGAACCUGCAGAAACCACAACAAUAAUACCAGAAAUUAUAGCUCCAACCCCAAGCAUCCCACCCCCAUUUGAAGCAACUACAAAGAAUCAAAUCGUCCCUAUAACAACGACUACUUCAACAUCCACAGAAUCAUCUACAAAUCACGAGUUAAUGCCAACACCACAGCCUCUCAAAGCUUCUACACAUGCUAAAAGAACUAAACGAAAUACAAAUUUAGAGGAUUUAACUUUGACAACAUCCACAACAUUUUCAAAUUUAGCAUCAGAAAGCCUUCCAACAACAACAUUGCUAGCUACUUUAGCAACGGUGCCUCUCAAAACUGGUGAUCCAACGAAGAAACCUGAAAAUAGAUUUUACUUUUAUGAAUCAACCACAAAAGGCAUGGACGCGACUACAACAACUCAGAUGAACUUGCCAACAACGAGUGUUGGAGUUGAAACUACUACUCAGACUUCAUUUGAAUCCACAACUCAAACAGCAGCAACAACAGCGUACAUCAUUACCUCAACAAAGUCCCUAGACAGCACAACAACCUCAGAAGCUCCAAAACCAACAAUCCAAGAAUUCUACUUAAUAGCAUGGCACUUAGUAGCUUCAAUGUCAUUCGUCUCACUCAUCUUCUCCUACAUCUUCUUAGUUCUUUUUGGUAGAUCAGCCAAAAGUGUCAUUUGGAUCAUUAAUGCAGCUCUUGUCAUUUUCUUCUGCUCAUUUGCUGGACUCUCUGAAAUGGCUGAUUAUCGACUUGUCGCUAUUUUGUCACUGAUUACUGGAAUUGUUUUGCUGCUUUUGAUGUUUUGGUAUCGAGUAAGGAUCAAUGCUGUUGCUAAGUUCUUGAAGGAAUGUUGUGUUGUGUUUGUGGAUGUUCCUGGUUUGAAGUAUGAGCCGAUAGUGACAAUCAUCACCAUCGCCAUAUCCUACAUCAUCUUCUAUAAAUUCUACAAAUCUAUUCCUCUCAGCGCCAGCAAUGAUCCACAAAUCUUCCCAUUGUUCAUAAUAACAGCAACAUUCAUCUGGACAACACAAUUUGCCCUAAGUUGUCAGCAUUUUGUGGUUUCUGGGACUGUCCUCAGGUGGUUCUUCAAUCGAGACAAGACAAAAGUUAAGGAACCUGUAAAGUCAUCACUAUCUCAUUUGAUUCGGUUCCAUUUAGGAAGUGCUUGCUUAGGUUCACUGUUGAUUUGGUUGGGGAAGGUCUUUAGGAUUGUACUGUUUCCGUUUAGGACAACAGAAGGCACACACGGCAACUUAAUAUCCAACAUAGCUUCGUGCUGCUGCAUCAAACCAAUCAAAGCAUUCGACGAAGUCACACAAUAUUUAGCACCAAGAGCUUAUGUCUUUGUAACCAAGGAUGGAGUUCCAUUCUUAAAAUCUGGAAAACAAGCUUAUAAUUUGGUGUCACAAAGAAUUAUGGACAUUGUAGCACUAGCUCAUUACGGAGACAUUGCAUUGUUUGCUUGCAAAAUUCUGAUUGCUGUUAUUUCUGCUGUUGUUGGAUAUCCUGCGAUUUGGAUGAAGACCGACCAGCAGUACUCCCGUAAAAUAUCCUUAACAAUCGGUGGAGUCUUUGCCUUUGUCAUUGCCCACUGCAUCCUAAUGCUAAUCGAAGUCACAGCAGAUACAAUUCUCGUCUGCUUCUGCAUUGAUUGUGAGAACAACAACGGAUUGUCAAGUUCCUACUUUAUGUCAAAUGAAAUAAUGAAAUCAAUUAAGGACAUGAAGGAAUGCGUUGGUGGAAGUCUUAAUGUUGAAAGUGGUGGAAUGGCGACUGGAAGUAGUGCACCUAUGCUGUCAAGUCAUAGUCAGAAGAGGAAUAAGAAGAGAAAAUCCUCAGGUGGAGUUAGUAGGUUGUAUGAUUAAGGUUUGAAGCUUAAUAGUAAAGAAGCAUUGGUUUAACGGUGUAGCACUUGUUGCUGGUGUUUAAACCUUGAAUAUGGAUUAUUUUAAAUUAUAAAUCAGAAAUUAAUAUCCAAACCAUUCCUUAAAUAAUCUAAAUUCCUCUAAACUACCUCAAAAAGCUUUAAAAAGUCCAAAUUAAAAAUCAAUUAUUACGCUUAAGAAAAUAUUUAUGGAUCUCAAACCAAUUAUCAAUGUUCAAUUAAUUCCCCAUCGUUACUUUCCUUGGCCUGAGCUCA
Molecule: messenger RNA, 2618 nt
Organism: Chironomus riparius
Lineage: Eukaryota; Metazoa; Arthropoda; Insecta; Diptera; Chironomidae
Source: the annotation of a GenBank genome assembly